AUGGUAUCUAAAUCGUAUGUGAAUAGUCCGCUGGUAAGGGACUCAAAACUAUUAGUCCCUAAAUCUAUAUUAUAUAGACCAUACACUUUACCAUUUGUGCCUUUAUAUGCUACUUUUUUCCACCUUUAUUUUACCGAAUAUGAUCGUUAUAUUGGUGGUUCUGAAUGGACUUUUGUCUUCUUAGGUACGAUUAUCUCAUUUAACAUCCUAGUUCUACUGAUUCCUGUAUGGAACGUUAAGAUGGCUGCUUGGUUUAAUUUCAAUGAAGCCCAUCAUAUUAACGCUGCAACUGAUAUUUUGAUUUAUACUACUCCAAACAAUGGUACUGAUGGUAUUGUUGAAAUUCAAAGAGUGUUAGAAGCUGGUACUUUACAAGUUUAUUUCGAAUUCCAAAAGAAAAAGUUUUUAUGGAAAUCUGAAGAUGAAUUUUUUGCCUCUCCAAAAUUCGCUAUUGAUGAAUCUCCAAAGAUUAAAGACUUUAAGAAAGCUAAAGGUAAUUCAGGUGAUUUAACUCAUUUGAUUAGAUUAUAUGGUAAAAAUACAUUUGAUAUUCCAAUCCCAAGUUUUAUGGAAUUAUUCAAAGAGCAUGCUGUAGCACCUCUUUUUGUUUUCCAAGUAUUUUGUGUUGCAUUAUGGUUAUUGGAUGAAUUCUGGUAUUACUCCAUCUUCAACCUAUUUAUGAUUAUCACUAUGGAAGCUGCUGGUGUAUUUCAACGUUUGACCGCUUUAAAAGAAUUUAGAACAAUGGGUAUCACACCUUAUUCCAUUAACGUCUAUAGAAAUGGUAAAUGGACAACUGUCACUUCCGAUGAAUUACUUCCAAUGGAUAUUGUUUCUGUCACAAGAACCGCAGAAGAUAGUGCUCUACCAUGUGAUUUGGUCAUGAUUAAUGGUACUUGUAUUGUCAAUGAAGCCAUGCUGUCCGGUGAAUCGACUCCUUUAUUAAAAGAAUCUAUUAAGUUACGUGAUGACAACGAUGAUCUACAAGUCAAUGGUCUAGACAAGAACGCAAUCUUACAUGGUGGUACUAAAGUUUUACAAGCUACACCUCCAGAAACUAAGACUAACAGCAUUCCACUUCCUCCAGACAAUGGUUGUUUGGCUGUUGUUUCUAAGACUGGGUUUGAAACAUCUCAAGGGUCCUUAGUUCGUGUUAUGAUUUACUCAUCUGAACGUGUAUCUGUUGAUAACAAAGAAGCUCUGAUGUUUAUCUUAUUCCUACUGAUUUUUGCUGUUAUUGCUUCAUGGUAUGUUUGGAUUGAAGGUACUAAGAUGGGUAGAGUCCAAUCUAAGUUAAUUCUUGACUGUAUUUUGAUUAUCACCUCUGUUGUUCCACCGGAAUUGCCAAUGGAACUAACAAUGGCUGUCAACAGUUCUUUAGCUGCAUUAUCCAAGUUCUUUGUCUAUUGUACUGAACCAUUUAGAAUUCCACUUGCUGGUAGAAUCGAUGUUUGUUGUUUCGAUAAAACAGGUACUUUAACUGGUGAAGAUCUUGUGUUUGAGGGUCUAGCUGGUCUUUCUUCUGAAAAUAAGGAUACUCGCCAUCUAUUCACUGCUAUUGAUGCCCCAGAGAGAACAAAUUUAGUAAUUGGUGCUGCGCACUCCUUGGUUAGAUUAGAUGAUGGUGAAACUGUAGGUGAUCCAAUGGAAAAAGCAACCUUAAGAGCUUUAAAAUGGAAAGUUGAAAAAAAUGAAGUAAUUAGUAAUGCUGAUAUGGGUAAAGUACACAUUAUGCGUCGUUUCCAAUUUUCUUCAGCUUUGAAGAGAUCCUCGUCUAUUGCAUCCUACAACGAUGAAAUAUAUGCUGCCGUAAAGGGUGCUCCUGAAACAAUCCGUGAAAGAUUAGUUAAUGUUCCUGCAAAUUAUGAUGAUAUUUACAAGUCCUUUACUCGUUCUGGUUCUAGAGUUCUUGCUUUAGCUUCUAAAUCCUUGAAGAAAAUGUCUCAAUCUGAAGUUGAUGAUUUAAAGAGAGAAAAUAUUGAAUGUGACCUGGAGUUUAACGGUUUCUUAAUUUUCCAUUGUCCCUUGAAACCUGAUGCAAUUGAAACUAUUAAAAUGUUGAACGAAUCUGGUCACAGAUCCAUUAUGAUUACUGGUGAUAACCCUCUUACAGCUGUACAUGUUGCCAAAGAAGUCGCCAUUGUUGAAGGUGAAACUUUAAUUUGUGAUAAGGUCGAUGAAUCUGAUGUUUCUGAUAAUAAGUUAUUAUUCCGUAAUGUAGAAGAAAGUAUUUCCAUCCCAUUCGAUCCAUCUAAGGAUAAGUUUGUUCACGCCGAAUUAUUUGAUAAAUAUGAAAUUGCUGUUACAGGUUAUGCUUUAGAGGCAUUGAAGGACCAUUCCCAAUUGAGAGAUUUACUUCGUCAUACCUGGGUUUACGCGCGUGUCUCUCCAAGCCAGAAAGAAUUUUUGUUAAACACUCUAAAGGAUAUGGGUUACCAAACUUUAAUGUGUGGUGAUGGUACCAAUGAUGUGGGUGCUUUGAAGCAAGCUCACGUUGGUGUAGCUUUAUUGAAUGGUACGGAAGAAAGUAUGAAACAGGCCGCUGAAAAACGUAGCAUGGAUAGUGCAAAGAUGCUUUAUGAAAAGCAAUGUACCUUUAUGCAAAGAUGGGGCCAACCACUACCCGUUAUUCCUGAAACUAUUGCUCAUCUAUAUCCACCUGGUUCUAAUAAUCCUCAUUACUUGACUGCAUUAGAAAAGAGAGGUACCGUCCUUACUGAUGAAAUUAGAAAAUUUGCCGCUGAUAUGAGUUCUACCCCUGUUAAGGUUCUUCCUGAUGCGAAUGGUGAAGCAGCCACUGCACCAAAGGCUGGCGAUAUUGCUUCUAUGUUGAUGGAUAGUGCCGGUGGUGAUGGUGAUGGUGUCGAUGCUCCAACUCUAAAACUGGGUGAUGCUUCCUGUGCUGCUCCAUUCACGUCCAAAUUGGCCAAUGUCUCAGCUGUUACCAAUAUCAUUCGUCAAGGUCGUUGUGCUCUUGUUAAUACCAUCCAAAUGUACAAGAUCUUAGCUUUGAAUUGUUUGAUUAGUGCUUACUCCUUAUCCAUAAUAUACAUGGCUGGUGUUAAGUUUGGUGAUGGUCAAGCUACUGUUUCUGGUUUAUUAUUAUCUGUUUGUUUCCUAAGUAUUUCUCGUGGUAAGCCAUUAGAAAAGUUGUCUAGACAAAGACCUCAAGCCGGUAUUUUUAAUGUUUAUAUUACAGGAUCCAUUUUAAGUCAAUUCGCUGUCCAUAUCGCUACUUUGGUAUACAUUACAAUGGAAAUUUACAAAUUAGAACCACGUGAACCACAAGUUGACUUAGAGAAAGAGUUUGCCCCAUCUUUACUGAACACAGGUAUCUUCAUUAUCCAAUUAGUUCAACAAGUUUCUACUUUUGCAGUCAAUUACCAGGGUAAGCCAUUUAGAGAAGAUAUCAGAAACAACAAGGGUAUGUACUAUGGUCUAGUUAGUGUUGUUGGUUUAGCAUUAGCAAGUGCUACAGAAUUCAUGCCAGAAUUGAAUGAAGCAAUGAAAUUUGUACCAAUGUCCGAUGAAUUUAAAUUUAAAUUAACCGGUACUCUAUUGUUAGAUUUCUUUGGUAGUCUGGGCGCUGAAUAUUUCUUUAAAUAUUUCUUUAUGGAUGACACACCAGCUGACAUUACUAUUAGAAAGAUUAGAAUUGCUUAA
Messenger RNA from Maudiozyma barnettii, 3663 nucleotides. RefSeq names its product ion-transporting P-type ATPase SPF1 (gene SPF1). The record is from RefSeq and is a predicted model, not a curated record. Bases 1 to 3663 code for a protein of 1220 amino acids. Gene Ontology annotation, molecular function: ATP hydrolysis activity; P-type ion transporter activity; ATP binding. The transcript has a single exon. Gene Ontology annotation, biological process: intracellular calcium ion homeostasis. Gene Ontology annotation, cellular component: endoplasmic reticulum membrane. NCBI's taxonomy places the organism in Eukaryota, Fungi, Ascomycota, Saccharomycetes, Saccharomycetales, Saccharomycetaceae.